Colletotrichum paranaense is the source of this 1293-nucleotide messenger RNA. RefSeq lists its product as uncharacterized. The record is from RefSeq and is a predicted model, not a curated record. The transcript has 4 exons. The coding region runs from base 1 to 1293 and encodes 430 amino acids. NCBI's taxonomy places the organism in Eukaryota, Fungi, Ascomycota, Sordariomycetes, Glomerellales, Glomerellaceae.
AUGAGCGCACCACCAUUACCCACCGAUGGAUCGGUGCCGUUGACACCGGAAGGAGAUGCGCCCCAGGCUCAGACGGACUUUGUCUACAGCAAUAGCCAGGCCAACGCAACGAUCGCAUUCGGCGCCAUCAUCACGAUUAUCACAACUGCCUCUGUGAUCGCUCGACUUUACACGCGUUAUUUCAUCACGAAGCAAGUUCGCAUAGAUGAUGCAUGGGCCCUACUCGCUCUGUUCAGCACUAUUGCUGUGAACAUCAUGCAGAGUGUUUUCACAAAAGUGUAUCUACCUACCAUGCUGGCCAUGGUCACAGCCAGUAACGAAGGGUCAAAAAUCCCUUAUGCCGUCGGGAUCACAUACAACAUUGCCAUGGCCGCCUUGAAGAUGACUUUCCUAUUUCAGUUCUAUCACAUCUUCCGGAACGUGCGCAUCAUGAGAAGAGUAUAUGUUGGCGCCAUCAUCUUUGUCGCCGCUUGGACAUUGGCACAGAUCUUGCUCCAGAUCCUGAUCUGCUUGCCGAUAGAAGCCAACUGGGAUCACAGUGUGCGAAAUGCCAAGUGUCUUCCGAGCGUGCUGUCGACGUACUUCAAUGCGACAGGAACAUUGGUCACCGAUGUCAUUGUUCUCUUCUUGCCUCUUCCUACUCUUUGGAGCUUGAAGCUGAACAGCAGUCAACGUUGGGCAGCAUUGGGCGUGUUCGGCAUUGGCGCAUUAGUUCCCAUUAUGUCGGCUGGUCGUAUCUGGAGUUUGACACACGCGCCGCCGAAAGGGUACAUGAGUACAGCGUGUUGGACGAUCGCGGAGCUGGGAGUUGGCGUCACCACGGCAUCUCUAGCGACCAUCCGUCAGCUUCUGGAUCGAAAAGUGAACGAACUAUUCCAAAGACACCAAGAGAUGGCUCGGCGACAGUCUGCCAUGGUGACCGUCGGGUCGCAGACGAAUACGGCACAACAGUUCAACACUCGGUCUAACGGCAGCGAAGUCGAUUUAAUACACGGCAGAUGGCCUCACACAGGAACAAACAGCGCUCUCAGCAAUCAUGGAUCCCCGAGAUCAACAAGUUCUUUGAGCAAGGUCUUUGAGGUAUUCACUAAGGAGAAGUUCCUUCGAAGCUCAACGGGCGGUAGUCAAGGUGACCAGUCGGGGUUGAAUCUGCAAAAUGGUGCGACAAGCACUAUGGUUACGACGUCUCGCAAUCACAGUAUCUCUAUGUCUGAAGGAGCCGCUAAUUUCUUGGGCGAAUUUGGCAUUCUAGUAGAGAGAACUUGGGAGGUCGAAGAGAUCCGCAUGGAAUAG